AUGGCGAGGAUUGUACGACUGCAGAGUAAAAUCGGUCAACUUAAAGAAGAGUUUUUUAGAAGAAACAGGAUUGCUGAGGAAUUCAGAGAGAAAGAGACUUUUGCAGCUAUUCGGAUACAGAGCUGGAUCAGAGGUUGCCAAGUGCGGGCUUAUCUCAGACACCUCCAUAGAAAUGCCACCGUUAUACAGAAGAUAUGGCGUGGUUUCCGAGCAAGGGUUCACUUCAGACAGAUGCUGAAGACAGCAUAUUUUAUGAUGAAGAUGAAUUUCUACAACGAGAUGGCUGUCAGGAUACAGCGAAGAUGGAGGGGCUACUAUGUGAGGAAGUACAUGCACAAUUACCAUGCACGGAAGAGGUACCUGGAAGGCUUGAAACAGAAGAAUGAACAGGUCAGGAAGGAUCUGGAGGAGUUUGCGGAGCUGCAGAGGAGAGUGAGGGAGGUCUCUACACUGGAGAGGGAGGAGCAGGAGAAGCAGCUCCAGGCCCAAAGGAUGCACUUCCUCCUCAGUACCCACCAGAGCCCUGGUGUGUUCAACUCCCCGUACAGAGACCAACCUCACGAAAUGGAGCUGAGAAUGAGGAGCGUGAGGCCCCUGCUCGCCAGGACUCUUCCCAGAAAGAAGGAGCCGCUCCUGGGAGGCUGUGAUCCUACCAGCCCAGGGGCUUCCCUGGAUCUCCACGCUAACCAACCUCUGCCUCCCAUUCCCUCCAAGAAGCCUCAGGGGCCGUUCCGGGACCCAGCAGAGGUGCAGCGGCAGCGAUGGCGGGCCCCGGAGCCGACGCUGCGCACGGCCACAUCCAUCACUGCGCUGGAGGAGGCCAGAGAGGAGCUGCUCCUGUGGGAGGGGGCCGGCCGCGUCUGCCACCAGCCAUUCUACCCUUUUGCUAAUGCACACAAGAACAGGAAGUACGAGAGGAUGAUCCACACCUUCACAGCGUAUGACCCAGUGCCUUACGGAACCAAAAACUUCAGAGAGGAAAACCCGGAAAAACUCAAAGGGAAAAAGCCAUUCAAAACUGUCUUCACAACCACCCAUGUCUUUGACAAAUUUGGACGUCUCUAUUCCAACGCUGGUAAAAUAGUGUGA
This is a messenger RNA of Megalops cyprinoides (Indo-Pacific tarpon), 1089 nucleotides long. RefSeq names its product spermatogenesis associated 17 (gene spata17). The transcript has 10 exons. NCBI's taxonomy places the organism in Eukaryota, Metazoa, Chordata, Actinopteri, Elopiformes, Megalopidae. Gene Ontology annotation, molecular function: protein binding. The record is from RefSeq and is a predicted model, not a curated record. Bases 1 to 1089 code for a protein of 362 amino acids. Gene Ontology annotation, biological process: establishment of meiotic spindle localization; mitotic cell cycle; spindle organization. Gene Ontology annotation, cellular component: spindle pole.